UAAACACAGACUAUUGUUCCACCUCUAUCUUACCGAGUGGAAAGCAACAAAGUUUGGAUGAAAGAUUACAAUUGAAUUGCGAUGCAUUUACCCAAAAUUCGACUGUAGCAGCCACCCGAAACGACAGAGAGCCAACGCAGAUCACCCCGAGCCGCAGCCACAUGGAUACCAAGUCCAACGAUGACUCGGCUGGCAGUGACUCGCUGGACAAAUCUAUGCAAAUCAAGUGUGUGAUGGUGGAGACGACGACGGGAGACGGAGACUCCAAUGCGGGCGCAAUGCCCUCACCCGGGGAUCUGGACAACUGCAGCAGGGAUUCCGCUGCGGAAUCAAUGGGCAAGGGGUCGGAAUCAGUAUCGGGACCAGAGGCGGGAGCUGGGAAGCAGGCGGAUCACAAGACUGAAGCUGCGGCGGGGACGCGGGGCGAGGGCGACAGUCCGCAGAGCAGCCAAUCCCCACCAGAACAUCCGGCCAACAGCUCGCCCACAUCCUCCUGCACUGCCUUCGAGACGAAAGUCAAGCUAAUCUCACAGAACCUCAAGGAAACCACGCUGGCCGAGAGUUCCGGCGCAUCAGUAUCGGCAUCCACGUCCGCCUCCAGCAGCAGCAGUCUUCUGGAGUCGCAGACGCCCAACAAUUCCACCACAGACAUCGACUCCGCGUCGUCGGUCCGCGUGAAGAAGGUGCGCUUCCAUCCGGACGUCAAGGAAAACGACGGCGGAAACUGGGUCAAGAAAAAGCGACGCUCCACGCAGACGAAACGGGCCUCCUCGCCCAGCGGAGCCAACUGUGAUGGCAUGGAGAUGGACGGCGAGGCCGAGGAAGAGUACGAGGCCAAUGACGACGAGGAGGAGGAGCCGGAGGAGGAGUUCGACCUGGCCAAGACAAUCGCCGAAGCGGAGGACUACCUCAAGCAGCAUCCGCUGACGUUUGUGCAGCGCGUCGAGCAGAACGGUGAGCGGCUGCAGGACGGACUGCUCAGCAUCGAGGAUAUGCUAAACGAAGUCGGCGAGGAGGUGGUCACCGAGUACAACGACGAGGACUUCUUCAGACGCAUCAAGCCGGAGAACGGCAUUGAACGCAUUCUGGGCAAGGAGACCAAGGCGGGCAAGGUUGAAUUCCUCUUGCGCUAUGAGAACCAGGGUGGUCUUUUUUGGGAAUCGGAGGAGUUCAUUAAGCGUACAUGUCCCUCUCUCCUCAAGGCCUACGAAAAGAAUCGCGAACGACGUCAGCAACGUUUGAUGCACCAUGUUGCCAAACGACAGAGCCUGCGACAGCGAUACACGGAUUUCUAGUAGCGGCUACUUAGGUAUUAAGUUCUUAAUUAGGUUCCACAUAAUUGUAACGUUUUUGUAAAAUGAAGUAAAUGAUUUUCUUUUGUUGAACAAAAAUAACAAAAACA
Drosophila suzukii is the source of this 1402-nucleotide messenger RNA. Its product is annotated as clumping factor A. The record is from RefSeq and is a predicted model, not a curated record. Lineage: Eukaryota; Metazoa; Arthropoda; Insecta; Diptera; Drosophilidae.